CAAUGGUCAAGACCAGAGCGGCGGCGACGCCUCGCCCCUCCGCCGCCGGCGCGGUGGCCACCGCCACCGGGAAGAUCUCCUUCCGCUCCCGCAAAAUCGUCAAGAGCACGUCCGCCAAGGCGAAGCCUCUCGCCACUACACCCGUACCAUCGCCGCUCCCGCCCGUGCUGCCGGCACUGUCCUCGCCGGGGGAGCUCGCGGCGGCGCUCUCCCACCUCCACUCCGCCGACCCGCUCCUAUCCGCGGUAAUCGCCUCCACCAGCGCCCCCACCUUCAUCUCAUCUCCUUCCCUCCCCGCCUUCCACUCCCUCGCGCACUCCAUCCUCCACCAGCAGCUCGCUCCCUCCGCCGCCGCCGCAAUCUACGCCCGCUUCCUCGCCCUCCUCCCCUCUGCCGCCGCUGGCACCGACGCUGCGGUGGUCAAUCCCGCCUCGGUGCUCGCCCUCUCCGCCGCCGACCUCCGCGCCAUUGGCGUCUCUGCCCGCAAGGCGGCCUAUCUCCAGGACCUCGCCGGCAGGUUCGCGGCCGGGGAGCUCUCCGACUCCGCCGUGGCCGCAAUGGACGAAGCGGCGCUCCUCGCGGAGCUCACCAAGGUGAAGGGCGUCGGCGAGUGGACGGUCCACAUGUUCAUGAUCUUCUCGCUGCACCGCCCCGAUGUGCUGCCAUCCGGCGACCUCGGCGUGCGCAAGGGCGUGCAGGAGCUGUACAAGCUGCCGGCUCUGCCCAAGCCGGAGGAGAUGGCGGCGCUGUGCGAGCGAUGGAGGCCGUACCGGUCGGUCGGAGCGUGGUACAUGUGGCGCCUCAUGCAGAGCAAGGGCGCUGCAGCCAAAAAGGCAAAGGGCAAUGCCAUUGCUGUCGAGUAGCUAGGUAUGUAAUUUAUCAUGUAUUAUGUCAUAGUCGUCUCUAUUUUGUUGUCCCCACGCUGUCAAAUUUAGAUGACAGCGUGGUAAAUCCUACCCGGAUUAGUGUAAUGCUGUGUGACUAUGCUCACGCUAUUGUUCUUGCAAAGUUGCAGUUGAAAUUCUGAAUAAGUUCGAACUGAAUGAAACUUCUGUUUGAUAUGAGCAACAUAGUUGAAAUGCAUCCUGACCUGAUAAUUUGUUAAGAAAGCCAGUUUUGUGUUACAAAUUAUAAAUGAUGUUGAUAUUGCCGUCUCCUGAAGUCCUGAUACUUGUGAACAAGAUGAGAGUUUUGUGGUCAGAAAUAUAUGUGAUAUCGUUGUCUUCAAAGGUCAGUGGAUGUAAACCCUUGUUCGCUCAUUAUAGUAGUUGUAUUUAC
This is a messenger RNA of Oryza brachyantha (malo sina), 1278 nucleotides long. Its product is annotated as DNA-3-methyladenine glycosylase 1-like. The transcript has a single exon. Gene Ontology annotation, cellular component: nucleus; protein-DNA complex. NCBI's taxonomy places the organism in Eukaryota, Viridiplantae, Streptophyta, Magnoliopsida, Poales, Poaceae. Bases 3 to 863 code for a protein of 286 amino acids. The record is from RefSeq and is a predicted model, not a curated record. Gene Ontology annotation, molecular function: DNA-7-methylguanine glycosylase activity; alkylated DNA binding; DNA-3-methyladenine glycosylase activity. Gene Ontology annotation, biological process: DNA alkylation repair; base-excision repair, AP site formation; base-excision repair.